AUGACUUCCAUGAGUGGGUUACUGGAGCGGAUACGAAAAUCACUGGUGCUCGAUCACAAAUAUUGGACCGGGAAGAGGAAAAGAGUAAUAAAACUAAUUUUGGACUUUAUGUUGUUCGCUCUUUUACGACCGUUAGUCAGGCUGAUUGUCUCUUUUGUCUAUUUAUUAAUAUGGCACAAAUUAUUUACCAGCUGGCACAUAGAGCCACUGGGUUGGCUCCGUUUCGCUUUCGAGUCGUUGGAAUCAAGCUCCAGCUGGACUGAAAGUUCCUUCGAGAUCAAUGUGCUGCUGGAAUCUUCGGCGGAAGCACAAACACCCCUUUCAGAUUUGCGAGCGCAAAACUCCGAUGUGGAGGCGGAGCUCUUUGCGCGUAUACGGGCCCUGGAAUCCCAACUAGCUCAUGGGAUACCGCCACAACUCAACCCUGGAGAGUAUGAAAGCCUAGUACGGGAAAAUUUGGAUAACUCCAUUAAUCUAAAUCAUUACCGGAACAGCCUCUCCAACGAGUUCUUUGAACUCCAAAUACUAGAAUUCAAAGUACGCUUACAAGAUCUACUGUUCCAAACCAUGUUGAGCGAACCCAGACUCGAACAUAUUUUGAAUGUUUCACCUUACAACGAUAUUCGCGCGGAGGCAUUCGACUUUAUCGAGUCUAAGGUCGAACCUGUAAAUGAUAUGCGACAUAAUUUUUCAAAAAACAUCUUGGACGGAAGUCUGAGGUACUAUAUCAAGGACAUGGAACAAAAGGGAAGCCAGUCCUUGAUAUAUCGAGCAUUCUAUUCGCACUUCACUGACGAGGAAUUCCGUCGGUUGAUCGACCCAAACCUCCGUAAUCCUCAUCGGUGA
Messenger RNA from Fraxinus pennsylvanica, 846 nucleotides. NCBI's taxonomy places the organism in Eukaryota, Viridiplantae, Streptophyta, Magnoliopsida, Lamiales, Oleaceae. The record is from the annotation of a GenBank genome assembly.